Molecule: messenger RNA, 3033 nt
Organism: Coregonus clupeaformis (lake whitefish)
Lineage: Eukaryota; Metazoa; Chordata; Actinopteri; Salmoniformes; Salmonidae
Gene: cep57
Product: centrosomal protein 57
Exons: 11
Coding region: 700-2157 (485 amino acids)
Cellular component (GO): centrosome
Molecular function (GO): gamma-tubulin binding; microtubule binding; identical protein binding
Source: RefSeq, a predicted model, not a curated record
GAAUUGUCCACACCUGCACUACACACAACACCAGGGUUGGGGUAUAUUUUUUACUGUUCACACACACACACACAGAGUCCUGGAUAAUGAGGCCCUUUCUGUUCCACAUGGCUAAGCAGGAGAACAAGUGUGUGUGUGUGUGUGUUUCCUAUAGUCCCUCAUUACCUGCGCGGCUAAAACUGUAAAGACUUGACAGCUGGUAAGCUGAGGCACGUGGGCUGCUGUGGGUGAGUGAAGCUGUAACGUUACACUGAUCACAUGGUUGUGUUUCUGUUACUUUUUGCUGCCUUUCACUAAAGGGGAAAUGUGUUUGUUCUUCUCUCAUGUCUUUCCCAAGUCAGAGGGAGGAUAAGCUGUGUCAAUUCUGGUUGAUGUAACCUCUGAACUAUUGGCCCACACAACCCAUGCACUCUUCGUGUACACGCACAGGUCUGGACGGUAUCUGACCGUUUUGGAGAGAAGCCGAGCCCCUGUACGCCGUGUGACGUCAUCUCCUCCGUAACUCCUGAAAGGGGAUCCUCCGACUCUUCAGUGCGCGCGCGGUAUUUUGUUUCCUGCAUUCCAGAAAUGAUGGUAAAAAUGCUACCCAGACAUUUUAUAUGGAAUGUUUAUGUGCUCUGGCUGAAUUGAAGACACCCUACGGAUAAAAACUGAAGCAAUGUAGCUAACUCGGCUGGCAAGUAGAGUUGGUUGCCAACAAUGGAGAGAGUGUCAAAACCAUCCGUCGGGCGAGAGAAGGAGCUCUCUGCCGGCGUGAUGUCUAACAGUCUGUCUCUACCCUCCUACAAAGACUACCCUGCAAGUCGCCCCUUCAUCAACACCUCUCUACCCUCCUACACACCUCGCAACACACACAUACCCCAUCAGACACUGCCCAGCAAGGCAUUCCCAGAAAGCAGCAGUGCAGCGAUCCUGUCUGCUCUGAUGAACCUACAGGAGAAGAUCAGGAAGCUGGAGUUGGAGAGAGGCAGAACGGAGCAGAGUCUACACAGCCUGGAGAAAGAGACCUCACACGCACUGAGAGACACACACAAACACACUAACACACAGGAGAGAGAGACCAGCAACCAGUCAGAACCUAACCAAGUGUUGGUGACUCAGCUGGCUGCGGCGGAGUCUCGCUGUAAGCUGUUGGACAGACAGCUGGAGUACAUGAGGAAGAUGGUCCGCAACGCAGAGGCCGACAGAACAACCCUGCUCAAACGUCAGGUUUCCCUUGAGAUGAGCAGGUCAGCUGCUCCCGCCCCUGACUCCGCCCACCAGGCCCAGUUAGACAAGCUGGAUCUACUGGAGCAGGAAUACCAGAGACUGACCCGCACACAGAACCACGCAGAGAGGAAGAUUCGUGAGUUGGAGCUGAAACUGCUGGAAGAAGAACACCAGAGGAAACUGGUCCAGGACCAGGCCAACCAGUUACAGACAGGUCUGGAGGCCAAUCGUAUCCUGAUCCAGUCUGUGUCGCCCUCGCCCCGCCUUCCCAAAGCCAGAAGUACAAUCAGAGAGAAGAAACAGGUCUCCAAGGCCUCACACACGCAGCCGCACUACCGACUGAGCCUGGGAGACGUGCCAUUUGUAGCAGGGAAGUCUGUAGGGUGCAGUCACUCGGUCAGGGCCAACGUCCAGUCUGUUCUCUCCCUGCUGAAGCAGCAUCAGCCCCAGCUAUGUAACUCACGUGUCCUCUCUCACACCCCUCUGGCCCAGCCAGCCAAUGGCACCCACUCUGACAGUGUCUCCUCCUCUUCCUGUGGGGAGGAGCUAUCAGACCUCCUGCUGGCCCUGCAAGAUGAACUGGGACACAUGAGCCUUGAGCAGCAGGAGCUGGUGCGGCAGGCUGAGGCGUGUGUGUGUGAGCGGGAGAGGAGGGGGGUGGAGAGGGAACAGGAGACUCUACUCAGGAGGAUGGAGAGAAAAGUAGAGCAGAUCAGCAAACUACGCAGACACCAAGCACAGGUGAAGAGGUUUAUGAGGGAGGCUCGUGGUCAGAAGCAAGGUGGAGGAGAGGUGAAGGUGACCACCACAGUGACCACACGCAGUCGCUCUGCCGGAGCGGUCAAAGUUCGACCGGGGGACCGCAGCAGGAAAAGUCUAACACUGCUCAGGGACAUGAGGUCCCUGCAGACCUCGCUACGCCCCGACCAACCACAAUGGAGCUACUGACCACAACAGGACCAACCACAAUGGAGCUACUGACCACAACAGGACCAACCACAAUGGAGCUACUGACCACAACAGGACCAACCACAAUGGAGCUACUAACCACAACAGGACCAACCACAAUGGAGCUACUAACCACAACAGGACCAACCACAAUGGAGCUACUAACCACAACAGGACCAACCACAAUGGAGCUACUGACCACAACAGGACCAACCACAAUGGAGCUACUGACCACAACAGGACCAACCACAAUGGAGCUACUAACCACAACAGGACCAACCACAAUGGAGCUACUAACCACAACAGGACCAACCUCACUGACGUGACUAAGACACUAUUACUCACCAGACCGCAACAGGGAACUGGACCAUGAUGCUGAAGAUCAGACUUGAUCAACCUGAACUUCUCUGAUAGCCGUCCCAUGGGUGUCGUUGUGUGGCGAAGAGGAAUGAAGCCAGGCCACCCAAGGACAUUUUGGAAGAGGAUGAUGCUGAUGAAUCAUUUACAGGGACAUAGGGGUGUAGAGAGGAAGGGUAAUGAUGUUGUAUUUCGGAUGUCUUUGGGAGAGCAGCGUAGCAGUAACAUACUGCAGACUCUCUGCAGAGAGAGAACACUCCUCCUGAUGGGUGUACAGUAUGCAUUGUGCAGUAUAUCUGCUUCAUCUAUUGGCUUUAACAGGGUGUGUUGUGUGUUAUUGUAUAAAUCUGAUACCGUGUGUUCCACUGUUGCUGCAAACCUCAGCUCACAGCAAUAGACUGAAUUUUGUGUGUGUAGUACCAUGUGUUUUAAAUGAUGUAAACCCUCUGCCCUGCAAUGACUCCCUGAGAUGAGCAAAUUAGAGUGUGUGAGUAGGGAACUGACAGGGGGGGAGACGGG